Drosophila serrata is the source of this 1024-nucleotide messenger RNA. Its product is annotated as haloacid dehalogenase-like hydrolase domain-containing protein 2. Gene Ontology annotation, molecular function: phosphatase activity. Lineage: Eukaryota; Metazoa; Arthropoda; Insecta; Diptera; Drosophilidae. Gene Ontology annotation, cellular component: cytoplasm. Gene Ontology annotation, biological process: dephosphorylation. The record is from RefSeq and is a predicted model, not a curated record.
AGCUGGACUUACUAAAUGCGUCUGAUUGGGAGAAGAACCUUUGCAAAAUUCAACAGGAUGUCCAUCCAAGCUGCCCUUAUAGAUCUCAGCGGUACUCUACAUGUGGAGGAUGACCCCACUCCAAACGCCGUUGAGGCUCUAAAGAGAUUGCGUGGAUCCGGCGUAGCCGUCAAAUUCGUAACAAACACAACCAAGGACUCGAAGGCCACGCUUCACGAUCGACUCUGCAAGAUUGGCUUUCAGUUGGAUCCCUCGGAGAUCUACAGCUCCUUGAGUGCCGCCGUAACGUAUGUGGAGAAGAGUAAGCUCAAUCCAUUUUACCUCCUCUCAGAAGAUGCUCGUCAGGACUUUCCUCCGGAGGAUACGAAACGUUACCAGGACUCGGUGGUAAUUGGACUGGCCCCCAAAGCGUUCAACUAUGACUGUUUAAACAAGGCAUUUAAUGUUCUCCUGGAAAACAAGAAUCACCAACUGGUGGCCAUACAUCAGGGUAAAUUUUAUAAACGCAAUGAUGGGCUAGCCCUUGGUCCUGGGUGCUUUGUAAAGGGCCUGGAAUUUGCUACUAGACGAUCCGCCAAAUUGAUUGGCAAACCAAAUCCUUACUUCUUUGAAGGAGCUUUGGAUGGCCUAGAUCCGUCCUCCUGCGUUAUGAUAGGAGAUGAUGCCAAUGAUGACAUUGUCGGUGCCAUGAGCGUUGGUAUGCAGGGAAUUCUGGUCAAGACCGGGAAAUAUUUACCGGAUGUUAAUCCUUCACCGCCUCCCACUGCAUUGGUGGAAAACUUUUCCGAGGCUGUCGAUUGGAUUAUAGAGAAAAACAAACAAAAGUCUGCUUAAUGGAAUGAUUUUUUGUUUAGUUUAGAUUGACUGAUAUUUCUAAAUUAUUUGUAGUUGAUUCUGUGUAAAAUUUGUAAAUUAUUGUUAUUUUUUUUAAGGAAAAUUAAAAUUUGUUUCGACAUUUCCUAUCCAGUCUCUAGCCUUUCGUUAGCUUUUACAUUUUUUCUUCGUCCUCCUCAACAGAGAAAAA